AUGUCAGAUAUUGAGGAACCAACAACCACCGCUAAAGCACCAUUCGAUAAUCCCAAUGGCGAUAUCAUCCUCCAUUCAACUGUUGAUCAUGUCGACUUCCAUACUUUCAUAGUCAUUCUUUCCCUCAUGUCUCCCGUGUUCAAAGACAUGUUCACGCUACCUCAAGAUGGUUUGCAGUCGGGCAUAUCGUCUGUACCUGUCAUUCCUGUAGCUGAGAGCAGCACAACCCUCGAAACCCUCCUUCUACUCUGCUAUCCUGCCGCAACCCCAACCUUCCACAGCUUGGAUAAUGCAAAGGCUGUGAUUGAGGCAGCCAAGAAGUACGACAUGCAAGCGGUCCUCAGCCGUGCAGCAGAUCUCGCGAUGUCCCAGUUUUUACCAACUCACUUUCUCGAGCUAUACGCUCUCUCUUGUCGACUCGGAUGGCAGCAUCAUGCGCAGACAGCUGCUACACAGGCUCUUGAGAUAAAAAAUCUAGGACGUCCCAGCACCGAGUUUGAAAGUAUGCGGGAUAUCACCGCUUUGGAUCACCACAGGCUCCUCAUAUACCAUCAUGCAUGCGGCGUCGCUGCCAAAGCAGUCGGAAACUCUCUUUCCUGGCUGAAGCCAACUAUUUCAUCCAAAGAUAUGCCAAUGUGGUCCCACACCUCGAAGGAAUGCUCUUGCAGAAAUCGUGCGGAUCUUACGACGCUCCAAGUUGCAGACUUUGGAAAACUGAAGAUCACGCAGUGGUUCAGUGAAUAUCUGGUUUCGAGUGGGAAGGAGUUGUGUGAAAGACCUUGCGAGUCGACCAUAAGGGAGUUGACCGCUUACAAUCGCACUAUUGCUAAAGCGACUGAGUGCAACGUUUGCCGCAAUACGGUCGUUGAGAGUAUGGAUAGAUUCCGUGCUUUGUAUAUCGCACAAGUUCAAAAGGUGGUUGCAAAUCAUGAUGAUUAUGCACUGAUUUUUGCGGCUUGUUUAAGAUGCAGUACAAUCGCCAAAAAGAUUAACGCAUCACUUGUAAAUUUCGUCAAUUGGCCGAAAGUUUCAAAUCCACCAUUCGACAAUCCUGAUGGCGAUAUCGUCCUCCGCUCAACUGUUGACCGUGUCGACUUCCAUACUUUUAAAGUCAUUCUUUCGCUUAUGUCUCCUGUGUUCAAAGACAUGUUCACGCUACCUCAAAACGGUUUACAGUCGGGAGUAUCGUCUGUAUCUGUCAUUCCUGUAACUGAGAGCAGCGCAACCCUCGAAUCCCUUCUUCGAUUCUGCUAUCCUACUGCCACACCAACCUUUCACAACUUGGAUGAUGCAAAGGCUGUGAUGGAGGCAGCCAAGAAGUACGACAUGCAAGCGAUCCUCAGCCGUGCAGCAGAUCUCGCGAUGUCCCAGUUUUUACCAACUCACUUUCUCGAGCUAUACGCUCUCUCUUGUCGACUCGGAUGGCAGCAUCAUGCGCAGACAGCUGCUACACAGGCUCUUGAGAUAAAAAAUCUAGGACGUCCCAGCACCGAGUUUGAAAGUAUGCGGGAUAUCACCGCUUUGGAUUACCACAGACUCCUCAUAUACCAUCAUGCAUGCGGCGUCGCUGCACAAGCAGUCGGAAACUCUCUUUCCUGGCUGGAGCCACCUAUUUUAUUCAAAAAUAUGCCAAUGUGGUCCCACACUUCGAGGGAAUGCCCUUGUAGAAGUUAUGCGGGUCUUAGGGUGCUCCAUGUUGCAGACUUUGGAAAAGUGAAGAUCACCAAGUGGUUCGAUGAAUAUCUGGUUUCGAGUGGGAAGGAGUUGUGUGAAAGACCUUGCGAGUCGACCAUUCGGGAGUCGGCAGCUUACAGUCUCGCUAUUACCAAAGCGGCUGAGUGCGACGUUUGCCGCAGUACGGUUGUCGGGAGUAUGGAAAAAUUCCGUGCUGUGUAUAUUGCACGAGUUAAAAAGGUUGUUGCAACUGUGAGCUUUCCCUGCUAA
Messenger RNA from Suillus subalutaceus, 1944 nucleotides. RefSeq lists its product as uncharacterized. NCBI's taxonomy places the organism in Eukaryota, Fungi, Basidiomycota, Agaricomycetes, Boletales, Suillaceae. The transcript has 3 exons. Gene Ontology annotation, molecular function: protein binding. Bases 1 to 1944 code for a protein of 647 amino acids. The record is from RefSeq and is a predicted model, not a curated record.